CGAAUAAUUCAUACGUUCCAUCUAUGAAUCCGGCGGUAUCUAGUUUAGAAAUUCGUCAAGUAUACAUAGAAAUACCCAUAGUUACUUACAGCCCCGUGUAGUUUGCUAUCACCAAUCGAAGCCCCUCGCGUAACCGUCUCCGUUUGUUUUCUUUGUUCUGCCCAGUGGUAAAAUGUCAGCCCCGGAGUCCCUGCGUUUGCUUCCAGCCUUCCUCUCUUUUCUCAAUCUUCUUCCUGCAUACUCAGAAGUUUCGAAAACACCGAUGCACCUUGUUCCUGAUACAAUCUGGCAGCACUCCAUCCAGCUUCACCUUACUCAGCGUGUACACUGCCCUAAGAACCAACUUUACGAUGCCGAACAAACCGUCGACCCGUCGCCGGAGGCCCCCUCCAUCUCCGCCAAAAGCCCCUCAGCGUAAUUCGACGGGCACUAUUGGGGUUCACGGGGGCGAGGCUGCCUCCGCCACAGCAGACGAGCAGACCACUGACAGCGCUGGCGAUGAUAAGAUCAAGGGCCAGGAUGCAACUGGCGGGAUGGAGACGAGCAUGACCGUUACCAACACUACGAUCGAUCAUCCUCGUGGCAAUGUGUUGAGCGGCCUCGCCAAGUUCUUCCCCCGGGCCCUGGUACUGCUCGGGCUCCUCUUGACUUUCCUGCCACUACCUUCAUUCGUCUCGCCCGCCUUGCGACCGCUGCAGAAAUUUCUUGUGACGGUUAUGGCCGCGCUUUCCCAAGUCUUGUCACUGCUAGGUUUCUGGUAUCUUACCUUGAGACUGCUCUCCGCUGUACCUCAGGAUCUCCUGACGCUGUUGGGGAUCCUGCGCCCGGUUCUGUGGCCGCUCGAGGUCAUCUACCAGGACGUCCUAGCAUUUCUGGGCUUCCUCUCCCGCCUGAUCCUAAGGUUGUUUAACGCCCUCGACCAACGUCUCCCAAUGCCUCUCAGGGCCUUCUUUCGGACGCUCUUGCGUUGGUUCUCGGAGCUGCCCGAGGUCUUGCCCCCCAUCGGCCGGUUCUGUCGACAGGCGUUGAUCGCCUACACUGUAUGGCUGGGAUUCACCUACACCGUCUCGUUCGCCCUCGAGAACGACCAGGACGCCCUGUCGACCGUGUUAUGCGCCACACCUUAUGUCGGCUCCCAGCUCGUGCUAUGUCAACCGCCAGGAUUGUCGAAGCUGUGGGGACCCGACCUCCUGGCUGGGAUAUCGCUGCCCCGAGAGGGACUUGCUGAUGCCGCAAGGCGCGUCGGCCGGGAUCACAGCCUUGCCCGCGAGAUGUUGGAUCAUCAUGGCGCCAUCCGGGAUCUCAGAAUUCGUGUUGCAACCAGCGAGAGCCAAGUACGUUACGAGUUAUCCCCCCAUCCGCACUUGACCACUUCCGCCAAUGCGCUAUACUCCAGGUUAUUGGCGGGCUUUACAGCUUCAGUCAAUCACAGCGUCGAUGUGAUGAAGAUGCUGGACAAAUAUAUUAUCGAAGUGCUCCAUAAAGUUGCGCGGGAUGCCGAAGUCCAGCCACAGGAGACGGAGACGCUCCUGAGCAGUAUGGUAGCGGCGCUACGCCCGCUCGCGGGAAUUCCCCGCAGUCAAUCGCCCGGGUGGGAAGUAAAGAGGGUGCUCAAGGCCACUGCUAAGCAAUUUGAGGAAAGAAUCAAUCGCUUGAUCAAUGAAGCAGAUGCUGUAUUAAUUGCACUGGACGAUAUUUAUUUCGACCUCGACACGAUCAGGGAUCUCGCCGGCAGGGGACUCGGCAAGACUCCUACUUACGACAUUCUCGAAGACCUGUGGGUCUUCGUCAUGCGGAAAAUAGACGUUGAGGUGGAGAACAAGGGGCACGGGAAGCUCCUAAGAGACAUCACGCGCUUCUACGACGUGGCUAACGGUAUGGUUCGGGACAUUAAAGGCUCGCUCCUCGAAGCCCAAGCCGGGGUGGCCUCGUUCAACUACGCACGCGUCUAUGCCAGGACCCUCCUCGAGACAUACCCGCCCCACGUUAUCGCGGCUACAGUCCGGAGCUCCAUGGAGAGGCUCGAGGCGAGUACGCAGAAGUUCGACGGCAGGGGCACCAGGAUUGCGGAGGUUAUUGCAGAGAAGGAGAAGAAAGCAGGUUAGGGUAGUUUCAACGUUUGGAAACCUGAGGGAGUGUGCCUUGAGUUGGGGAAAAGAAGGGCGAUUUGACAUUUUCUUCUUCUCUCUUGCGCGGUAGGUAAUAAGUUUGAGAUCCUCUUCUUGUUAUGAGGCGUGUCGAGGCUUUUAGGUAUGGAUAAAUAUGCAAGUCAAAUUCACGCGGGCAGGUCCGGAUGAACAGCUGUAUAACCAGGC
Messenger RNA from Chaetomium fimeti, 2315 nucleotides. RefSeq lists its product as uncharacterized. The transcript has 2 exons. Lineage: Eukaryota; Fungi; Ascomycota; Sordariomycetes; Sordariales; Chaetomiaceae. Bases 351 to 2105 code for a protein of 584 amino acids. The record is from RefSeq and is a predicted model, not a curated record.